Messenger RNA from Triticum urartu, 1732 nucleotides. RefSeq lists its product as uncharacterized. Gene Ontology annotation, biological process: proteolysis. Gene Ontology annotation, molecular function: serine-type endopeptidase activity; protein binding. The record is from RefSeq and is a predicted model, not a curated record. Lineage: Eukaryota; Viridiplantae; Streptophyta; Magnoliopsida; Poales; Poaceae.
AUGAAAGGGGAAACGCACACUCGGACCCCUGGACGCUGACGCGAGUCCAUCGAUCCCCAAGCCGUCUUCCUCCCUCUCCCGCAGAGGCGGCGGCGCACGAGGUGGGAAAGAUGUCGAGGGCCGUCAGGGUCCGCGGCGACGAGCUGGAGACGGAGCGGGGAGCAAGGGCGAAGAAGCGAAGCCUGGCAGUGGAUCGCUCGACGAGCUCUAGAUCUCCCGGCGACCUAGCUGUUCGGAGUUCCCAUUCCCACCCAGAGAUACUGUUCGCGAUCUUCGAGCCCGACGAAGCUCAAUCCGGAGCAACACAAGGUCGUGUGUGCGAUGUGGCCGAGUCCGCGACGGAGGAAUCCUCCGAUCCACCCAGCUCACCGAUCUACGAACCCUACAUUCCUGACGAACUAGCCGCAGAUCCAGUCGUACGCUCCGCCUUCAAGCAUGCCAUGGCUAAGUACGAGGCAGAAGAAGAUCGUCUAGCUGACCUGUUCACUAUGGAUCACUACUGGCACCAACCAUCUUCCUGCUUGCACACUGACAGUCGUUUCCUUCCCAUCCGUGAACUCGCAAGAGAUGCAGUACUUUUAGCUGCUAAAUCAGUCAUCUUGCUCUCAUCUUUUCUCGAGAACCAACUGCUGAAUAAAUGCUGUGGCUUGUGGUUUCAAAGGGACGGCCAGAGAAAAACAGCCCUUGUUUUGACGUCUGCCCAUGUAAUUCGUAAAGAUGAUAUCCACAAGUGGAAGCGGCAAUGGACAGGCGAAUAUCAUAAGAAUGCUAAGGUCAUUGUUCAUUUGCUGGAUAACAAAACUACACAAGGCCAGCUCAUCUAUCUUCAAGAGCAUUAUGAAUUUGCUAUUUAUGAAGUUCAAGUGGACAAACCAGUUCAUCUACCCACUUUUAAUGACCGUGUGCAUUCUGGUCAAGAUGUUUUCCGCCUUGGAAGAGAUGCAGAUUUGGAUAUAAAGAUAACACAUGGUAAUUUGGCCUAUGACAUUCCAUCUCGGUAUGAGAGAUGCCAUUACAUGUAUUUUCUUCGUGAUGCAUCUAGUCUCAAACUGUUACAUGAUGAUGGAGGGCCCAUCAUUGACUUAGAAGGAAAAGUUGUGGGUCUAGUUAACAAUCAAAUCAAUGAGACGUUUGUACCUUCGUCAAUAUUGCAUAAGUGCUUCGAUUUUUGGAGGAGGUUCAAUUGCAUGCCUCGCCUCCAUCUUGGAAUGACAUUUAGUCCAAUCAAGUUUUUAGAUCCUAUUUGUAUUGAGAGGAUGACUCGUAAGCAUAACAUCGACUCUGGUCUUAUUGUUGAGCAGGUGUCAAAAGAAUCACAUGCUGAGAAAAUUGGAAUUCGCAAGGGUGAUGUCAUUGAAAGUUUUAAUGGAAAGCACAUUUCUACUACAAUUGAGUUGGAAAGCAUGUUGAUAGACUUAUGUUGGGAUCAUUUUGAUCAAAGAAAGAAAUUGAAUGCUGAAAAAGAUGUUUCGGUGAAAAUAUUUGAUGCUACUAAACUUUGUCCGAGAACUAGAAACUUGACUGCAAUUGUAUCGGAUUGUGGAGAGGACAUUGUAAAAGGUGCUUACCCUAUCAUGGGUGAAGAAGCCAUGUCAGUCUUAUGAUUUUGAUCCUUGAGCUAGGCCUGAGGCACCUGCCCACUGCUGGCCUUCAUGGAUGAGUCAACCGAAUUAACCCUGCAUGCUCAUUGCAAAUUCAUUUUCGGCAUAAUGUUUUCGUUGUGUAUUCUUGG